Molecule: messenger RNA, 2348 nt
Organism: Meriones unguiculatus (Mongolian gerbil)
Lineage: Eukaryota; Metazoa; Chordata; Mammalia; Rodentia; Muridae
Gene: Rcn1
Product: reticulocalbin 1
Exons: 6
Coding region: 289-1266 (325 amino acids)
Cellular component (GO): endoplasmic reticulum
Molecular function (GO): calcium ion binding
Source: RefSeq, a predicted model, not a curated record
GCCUUGUAGAGAGCCCUCCAGUCCGCAGCCCCCUUCAUCUGGGCCCGCCCCUCGCGACGAGCUCACGGGGAGGGGCCGAGGCGAAACCCGAGCCCGGCGCCCACCACCCCGGCUGGCGACGUGGCUCUGCGGCCCCGGCCUCCUCCGGCGGCGCCGUGUCCAAUGGGCGCGUGAGUGGGGCGGCCCGAGCCUCCCCGCUCCAGCCGGUCGCGCCCCUCGCUGGGGAGGGGACAGCGGCUGAGGCUCUGCAAGCCCCUACUGCCCUGCCGCCUCCCUGGGCUCGCGACCAUGGCGCGCGGCGGCCGCCUGGGACUCGCCGUGGGGCUGCUGCUGGCACUUGCGCUGGCGCUGCAGGCCAAGCCCACGGUGCGCAAGGAGCGCGUGGUGCGGCCCGAUUCCGAGCUGGGCGAGCGGCCGCCCGAGGACAACCAGAGCUUCCAGUACGAUCACGAGGCCUUCCUGGGCAAGGAGGACUCCAAGACCUUCGAUCAGCUAAGCCCGGACGAGAGCAAGGAGAGGCUGGGGAAAAUUGUUGAUCGAAUUGACAGUGAUGGAGACGGCUUUGUUAGUACUGAGGAGCUGAAAGUUUGGAUAAAACGGGUACAGAAAAGAUACAUCUAUGACAAUGUCGCUAAAGUCUGGAAGGAUUAUGAUAGAGACAAAGAUGAAAAGAUCUCCUGGGAAGAAUACAAGCAGGCCACCUAUGGCUACUACCUAGGAAACCCCACUGAAUUCCAGGAUAGUUCUGAUCACCAUACCUUUAAAAAGAUGCUGCCACGUGAUGAGAGAAGGUUUAAGGCUUCGGACCUUGACGGCGACCUGACAGCUACUCGGGAGGAGUUCACUGCCUUUCUGCACCCAGAGGAGUUUGAACACAUGAAGGAAAUUGUAGUUUUGGAAACGCUGGAGGACAUCGACAAGAACGGAGACGGUUUUGUGGACCAGGACGAAUACAUCGCGGACAUGUUUUCCCACGAGGACAACGGUCCUGAACCAGACUGGGUUUUGUCAGAACGGGAGCAGUUCAAUGACUUCCGGGAUCUGAACAAGGAUGGGAAGCUGGACAAGGAUGAGAUUCGCCACUGGAUCCUCCCUCAGGAUUAUGACCAUGCGCAGGCCGAGGCCCGGCAUCUGGUCUACGAGUCAGACAAAAACAAGGACGAGAUGCUAACCAAGGAGGAGAUUCUAGACAAGUGGAACAUGUUUGUGGGGAGCCAGGCUACCAAUUACGGAGAAGAUCUCACAAAAAAUCACGACGAGCUGUGAAGGGCGCUCAUCCUGAUGCCGACUGUCACAGGCUUCCGUCAGGGGUUCUGGGGGGCGAUGGGGGGUUGCUGUAGGUGUCAGGUGUAGAGCCGCGGUAUCCCUAAACGGUGAGAUUAUACCUCAGAUUGGGGUAGGAGUUGUUUUUCGCUCCGUAUUUACUGGAAAAUAGCCUUUGCUAUUUGUACCAGUGGGGUUGCCCCCGAAGCACAUUAAACUCUUGACAAAUUGCAAGUCUCUGAGGGGAUACAUUGCUAUAAUGUGAUUUCUUAGUCUCCUCUCCCCCACUUAAAUUUAAAGGAAGGGGGAAGAAAUCAUGAAAGGGUUCUGUAACGGAAGGAGGGUGGGUGGGUGGGACACAGUGUUAAGAGUUGACUGCUAUGCAUUUGAGCUAUUAGAUUUUUUCUUUCUUUCUUUCUUUUUUUAGUUGCCACUGUUAAACGGUGGCGAAGAAAAAUGAUGAAGGAGUGAAUGUUGUAUUGUCCUAGGUUAGCUGAAGCAGGCAUGGUAUUUCAAAUUCUUUAUAUUUUGAGCUGUUACUGUAAAUGGUGUAUAAAUUUUUGUGUGUUUUCCUGUAUGGACCUGCUAAUGUACACAAUAAACCCACAUCUUUUUUUUUUUUUUUAACCAAGAAACAAUCAAAAAAAAGAUAAUGUGAAUGAAAAAAAGGAAUUUUAGGGAUGGUAAAAAGAUGAAUGCCAGGUAUUUGAAAAACUGUAUGACCAUGCUCAACACUUUAAAUAUACUUGAGAAUUUUUUUUUUUUUUACAAGUUAAUGACGUGGGUCCGGUUUUUGAAAUAGUGAAUAGAAAUAACAGUCCUUUCCUGAAUGUGAGGAGUGCGAGGCUAUAGAGGGCUAGGGAUCCAGAUGUAGUGGAGUUGAUUGUUUGAGCCUGCUUCCAGCACAGUGUAUGCCAAAAACACAGGGCAAGGUCGUCAUCUAAGCUGGUUUAACAAGUACAGGUGAAAUUCCACCUCAGGCGAGUCCCUGGGGAUCAGUUUGUUUGGGGACAGGGGCUCUACCGAUUACCAGUAUUUCCAUGUCCGCUGAUAGGUGAAUGGAAUAAAGGAUACCUUGAGGAUUU